Aspergillus terreus NIH2624 is the source of this 1803-nucleotide messenger RNA. RefSeq names its product WASP family protein. Lineage: Eukaryota; Fungi; Ascomycota; Eurotiomycetes; Eurotiales; Aspergillaceae. Gene Ontology annotation, molecular function: actin binding. Bases 1 to 1803 code for a protein of 600 amino acids. The record is from RefSeq and is a predicted model, not a curated record. The transcript has 4 exons.
AUGCCGUCGAUCCUGAGUGAUGCCGACAAAGAAACUGUCAAGAGAAAUGUCCCGAAGCCGGCGAACAAGAUCCAUGCCGUAGCUGUUGCGCGACUCUAUGUUGCCUACCCGGACCCCCACAAAUGGACAUACACAGGCAUCCAAGGCGCCGCUGUCCUGGCCAAUGACCUGGUCGGGCGCACGUUCUGGCUUAAGAUCGUGGAUAUAUCGCCCUCCGGGAGAGGCGUCAUCUGGGACCAAGAGAUCUACGACAACUUUCCCUACAACCAAGACCGGACCUUCUUUCACACAUUCGAAUUGGAAGACUGCGCUGCUGGCCUGUCGUUCGCCGAUGAGAAGGAAGCUAAGACCUUCAUUAAGAAGGUCCAUGAGCGGGAGAAGAACGCUAGCAAAGAGACGCGCCAAACGCCUUUCGCAUCAACCCGAGGCCAAGGUCCUGCCCCAGUCGCGAAUGGCAAGCACGGUAUCGGGCGUUCGAUCUUUGGUAGUCUACUAGGUCAUCGUUCUAGUUCAGGCUCAAGUGCACCACCGCCCACUCAACACGCCGAGCUUCCUGCUGCGCCUGCCCUCCCGGUUGCCCCUCCUCCGCCUGCAAGCCCGGCACGCAAGUCGUUGCCUUUCGACACCAAUGACCCGUCAUGGAAGGGUCUGCUAGACGAAUUGCUCCAAAUGGGCAUUACGGAAGACCAGAUUGCGGAGAACUCGGAUUUCAUCAAGGCCUAUAUUGAACAGAAGCAGGCUAAUGGUGGCGAUUCGUCGCCGGCCUCCGAAGAGCAGAAUAGAGGGAAAGCUCCACCCCCACCUCCUCCAUCCGCCCCUCCCACUCCAAAGACUAGUGCCAUCAGCCCACAGAACACUGGGAACAGUGGGGGGAGUCGUCGCGGAGCUCCCCCUCCCCCUCCUCCGUCGCGGCGUGCUCGUACAGACGCGGAAGAGGAACCGGCGAAGCGUGAACCAUCUCCCCGGCGAAACAUCUUCCGAGCGCCCCCUCCCAAUUGCAGAUGCUGGAAAAUACGCCCACACAAAUGCGCCUGCUCCGCCUGGCCGCCCCUCGAGCUGCGUCGGGCGCCCAUCCAGGCCCUCCCCCGCCUCCACGGCCGCCGAAGACACCUAUGGAUGACAGCCCAUCCCGCCACGGAGUUCCUCCACCUUUCACGGGGGAGCGAAAGGUGUCCGCUCCACCGGCGCCACCGAGUCGUAGCCCGUGCUGCUCCUCCUCCACCUCCGCCGCCUCCAGCGACUUCCACGAAAACUGGCCCUCCGCCACCAGGGCCUCCCCCACCUCCGGCACCAGCCAGUUCGGUUCCGCCUCCGCCCCCACCUCCGUCUUCACACAUACCGCCUCCGCCACCUCCACCGUCGAGCACCGGCCCUACUGCGCCUCCCCCCCCUCCUCCUGCACCCGGUGGUGGCGCACCCCCUCCACCGCCCCCUCCUCCUGGAGCUGGCGCUCCUCCUCCCCCACCUCCUCCGGGGGCUGGCGCGCCUCCUCCACCCCCGCCUCCCGGCGGAGCAGCGCCGCCUUUGCCCAAACCUGCUGGCGGUCGGGACGACCUCAUGGCUGCCAUUAGAGCUUCAGGAGGAGCCGGCGCUGGAGGCCUCCGGAAGGUCAGGGAUACCGAGAAGCGAGACCGAAGUGCGGCAAUGGUCCCCGGAGGCGCUAAUGAGUCGUCUGCGCCGACUCCCAGUAGUGGAGGUGGACCCCAGGGCGGUUUGGCCGGCGCUUUGCAGGAUGCGUUGGCAAAGAGAAAGCAGAAAGUUAGCGGAAGUGACGAUGAGAAAGAUGACGACGAUGAUUGGUGA